AUGAAGUAUAUCCAGUCGCAGGAGCUCCUUGAAAUCCCCGAGGGGGUCAACAUCAAGUCUAGGCUUGUCUCUGUCGAGGGUCCCCGAGGAAAGCUUUCCAAGGACUUGAGCCACAUCGCGGUCUCCUUCACCAAGCCCAAGCCCAACACCCUCGCCAUUCUUAUCCACCACGGCUCCAGGAAAAAUGUUGCCGCUCUCCGAACCGUGAGGACGCUCCUUAACAACCUCAUCAUCGGUGUCACCAAGGGCUACCUCUACAAGCUCCGAUACGUCUACGCCCAUUUCCCCAUCAACAUCAACCUCGAGAAGGACAAGGAGACUGGCUGCACCGAAGUGGAGAUCAGGAACUUCAUUGGCGAGAAAAUCGUCCGCCGGGUGAUCAUGCGCCCUGGCGUCGAUGUCGAAGUUUCCAAGGCUCAGAAGGAUGAGCUUAUCCUUAGCGGCAACUCCGUUGAGGAUGUCUCCCAAAGCGCGGCGGAUAUCCAGCAGAGCUGCAAGGUUCGAAACAAGGAUAUCCGAAAGUUCCUUGACGGUAUCUACGUGUCGGAGAAGAGCAAUAUCGUUACUGAGUAA
Parascedosporium putredinis is the source of this 573-nucleotide messenger RNA. The record is from the annotation of a GenBank genome assembly. NCBI's taxonomy places the organism in Eukaryota, Fungi, Ascomycota, Sordariomycetes, Microascales, Microascaceae.